Messenger RNA from Lentinula edodes (shiitake mushroom), 615 nucleotides. RefSeq lists its product as uncharacterized. The record is from RefSeq and is a predicted model, not a curated record. The coding region runs from base 1 to 615 and encodes 204 amino acids. NCBI's taxonomy places the organism in Eukaryota, Fungi, Basidiomycota, Agaricomycetes, Agaricales, Omphalotaceae. The transcript has 3 exons.
AUGCAUCUCCAUCCUUCCAGCUUGAGUUUCAAAGUCUACUUCAUCUUAAUCUUCAAGAUAAUUGCAUAUGUCGCUGCUGUUCCUGUUUCCAGCGGCUCAGGAGCGGAGGUGGCAGGUCCAUCAAAUUCGCGUGGAUCGGAAUCUCCUAGUGGUUCCCAAACCAAAGUCGUAGUAGACUUCAACCCAGAUUCUGUCGAGCUCGAUCGUAGUAAACCUGCUGAGGUGGUCACAGCCUCUCCCUGGGCUUUUCUUUCCGACGCUGAGAAAAAAGAAUGGUCAGAUGGGAUCAAGAAAGUGAUCGCAAAAGGUCUCUCUCAUGUCGAAUAUGAGCUCGCAAAUCAGGAAAUUAUUGUGGACUCCCCGAUUGGAUUCCCCAGCCCCGAACGCGAUGGCAAGAUUUAUUUUGUCAUCCCCGCAUCACGUACAAAGGGUUAUAUCAUAUUGGGAAAUGGGUCUCUCUCCUUCAGCUACGUGACCAGCCGCCACCAAUCUAUCAGAAAAGACCUGGUUCAGACCGAUCCAACUCUCAAAACUGUAUUGCAAACCCUCUUGAAAAUUCGCACCAAGGCAGAAUCUCUGAAAAAGGAUGCUUUGAUGGCCAAAUCGAAGAAUUGA